AUGGCUUUCAAAUAUCACGACGAUUGGCAAUCAAGCAAGAAAACAGUCUUACAAAGAAACGCGUAUAUGUUUGAUAACGAAUUGUUGAGCGAUGUAUCUUUCACUUGUGGGCAAUCAAGCCGCAUAUUUCAUGCUCACAAAUACGUGCUUGCCACGAGCAGUGCUGUGUUUUAUGCCAUGUUCUACGGGAAUUUAGCUCAGAAUAAAUCUCUCAUUUGCAUCCCAGACGCGGAGGAAGACAGCUUCGAAGAGUUUCUGCGUUUUCUCUACACUGAUCAUUGUAAAAUUACUAGUGCGGAGAACGCGAUACAAGUUAUGUAUUUGGCUAAGAAAUAUAUAAUUUCGUCUUUGGUAGAGAAAUGUUGCAAGGUUCUAGAGGUAAGCAUUAAGCCUGAUAACGUUUUCGCGGUGAUGGCGCAAGCAGUUCAAUUUGAUGAAAAAGAGUUGGAAGCAAAGUGCUGGGGAGUUGUUUCUCUGCACACUCAGGAAUGCAUAAACUCGGAAGCAUUCUGUAAUAUUGCAUCACAUACACUAAAUACUUUGUUAAAGAAAGAGACGUUGGCAAUAUCAGAAGUGGAAUUGUUCAAGGGAGUAUUGAGAUGGACAGACAGCGAAUGUGCAAGACAGGGUAUAAAUAUAGAAGAAGACAAAACAGCAAGAAGACGGGUUCUAGGGGAUAGUGUGUAUGAAAUUCGUUUCCUUGCAAUGUCACAGAAAGACUUUGCAAAACAUGUCUCCACUACUGGGAUACUCACAGACGCAGAGAGUGUGUCUAUUUUUCAAAAAUUUAACGGUUUAGAUGUGGCAGGCUUGAAAUGGGAGGAACAUACAAAAAGACAGCCUCCGCCUAUAGUCAGUUUCAGCAGAUUUGAUCUUGGCAAUAUUAGUCGCGAGAAUUGGAGUUAUAAUGGAGGUUCCGAUGCUCUUACUUUGACUGUCAAUAAAUCUGUUUUCUUUCAUGGUGUUCGCUUGUUUGGUGACUCCCGUGGUAGUCAAUACGAAGUCAAGUUUGCAAUCAAAGAUGAAAAUAUAACAGACACCUAUACUUCAGCAGCAGACAAUGACGGUGUAUAUUGGUAUGACGUUAUGCUGCCUAAACCAGUAUCAUUACUGCCAGGGGAAGACGUUACAAUAAUUGCGACAAUAACAGGACCAGAGUCUUACAAAGGUAUCAAUGGAAAAUCAUCAGUGAAAGUCGAUGACAUUGUUGUAACGUUUAAAAACGCACCUGCUUUCAUUUCAAGUUGUACGAAUAAAACUUGCGGUCAGUUUUACAAAAUUUUCAUUUCUAAAUCAGAAAAUCUAUUUUAACGUUUGAUAUAAAUAAUGUAAGACAAAGUAUAAAUAUUGAAGACUGAAGAUAAAACGGCAAGAAGACAGGUUCUAGUAAUCUAGGAGAUAAUGUGUAUGAAAUUCGUUUCCUUGAAAUAUCACAGGAAGACUUUGAAAAUUAUGUAUCUUUUACCGGAAUACUUACAGACACAGAGAUCACCUGUAUUCCUGAAAAGCUUGACGGACUAGAUGUGAAAAAUUUGAAAUGGAAAGAGCAUGAAAAAUGGCGGUAAACAGUUAUUUUCAGCCGAAUUGACUCUGCCAAUGUUAAUGACGAAUUUUGAAAAAAGUAUUACAAUGGAACCGAUUCCGACGCCGUUGCUUUUACUGUCAAUAAAGCUGUUCUCUUUCAUAGUGAUCGCUUGUUUGGUUCUAUGGUAGCCAAUAUGAAGUAAACUUUACGGUUAAAGACAAAGAUCAAAAUAUAAAAGGAUGCUACACUUCAGAGGAAGACAUUGACGGCGUAUCGGGUUCAACGAUGUCAUGUUAUCAAAACCAAGUCCUCUAG
This is a messenger RNA of Paramuricea clavata, 1840 nucleotides long. The record is from the annotation of a GenBank genome assembly. Lineage: Eukaryota; Metazoa; Cnidaria; Anthozoa; Malacalcyonacea; Plexauridae.